AUGAAUGCAUCUGGGAUCAGCCCGCCCAUUCUCGCUCCUUCAGAGACUGCUCUUCUCGAAGCAUUCAUCCCAGGAUACCCGCUCGUCUCGCGGUUUCUCACCUCGUAUUUCCAUGUCGACAUCUCCUCUUACCUGCCUUUCAUCGUCGCUCUCGCGGCUCUGACUGCGGCGGUGAAAUACUCUGCCGACGCCUGCUUCCAACUGUUCACGGAACACCUGGUCUCGACCGCCGAGAUCCGCCUCAACGACGACAUGUACAACUACCUGAUGUUCUGGCUGUCGCGGCAGGAGUUCUCGAGCCGCAGCCCGCGCUUUGUUGCGUCUACGAAGCUGGGCAGCGAAUUCAUCUGGGAUGACGAUGAAGAAGAAGAGGCCCUGGAAGAUGAGAAUGAAGAGGAAGACCUGAACGUUGGGUUUGACGAAUACUGGGCUCGGGCGAUCAGUCGGGACAAGUUCAAACGGUUCCGCUUCACGCCUGCACAGGGGAGACAUCGGUUCUGGUACAAGGGUCGCCUGAUCACGUUCACGCGCGAGCAGGACGAGCGGCUGUCUAGAUGGGCGUUCAAUGCGGAGCGGCUGUAUCUUUCCUGUUUCGGGCGGGACCCCUCGGUCCUCAAGGAGCUGCUCGCCGAGGCGCAGCGGGCGUUUGUGGAACGGGACGGCAAUCGCACGAUCAUCUAUCGCGGUCAGAAGAACGGGACGAGCUUCGAGUGGGUGAGAUGCAUGUCCCGCGCGCCGCGCCCGCUGUCCACGGUCGUGCUGGACUCGGUGCAGAAACAGGAUUUCAUCGAUGAUAUCAAGGAGUAUCUCCACCCCUUGACGCGCCGGUGGUAUUCGAACCGUGGCAUUCCGUAUCGUCGGGGAUACCUCCUUCACGGACCCCCUGGAACGGGCAAGACUAGCCUCUGCUUCGCGGCGUCAGGUUUGCUGGGACUCAAGAUCUACCUGCUCAGUCUGAAUUCGAAGAGCCUCAGUGAGGACGGCCUGGCGGCUUUGUUCCACAGCCUGCCCCGGCGGUGUAUCGUUUUGCUGGAGGACGUCGAUACGGCCGGCAUCACGAAGAAGCGAGACAGCAACAACACCCAGGACAAACCCUCCGACGCAGACCAAGACAACAGAAACAACAAAGAACAGGGACCAGACGCCGAGAAGACACCGUCUGGUGGCGCCAAGAAUGGCGAGGACAAUCCUAGCGACAACAAUACAGCGGAUGGCAUCUCUCUAUCUGCUCUCCUCAAUGUGAUCGACGGAGUGGCCGCCAGCGAGGGCCGCAUCCUGGUCAUGACGACGAACCACAUCGAGAAGCUCGACGCCGCUCUCCUGCGGCCCGGACGCGUGGAUGUAAGCAUCACCUUCGGAUACUCGGACACGACUGCGAUCCAGGACCUGUUCCGCUCGAUCUACGGCACCCUCCACCACGACCAUGCCGCGUCGUCAUCUUCCGAGAAGAAAACGGCCCUCUAUUCCGAUGCCCAGAUCGAGCAGCUGGCUUCUGAUUUUGCAUCCCGAGUUCCCGGCGGCGAGUUCACCCCGGCCGAGAUCCAGGGAUACCUACUCAAACAUAAGAACGCCCCCGAAGAGGCGAUCGAUGGUGCGGUUGCAUGGGUUCACGAUUUGCAGGAGAAGAAGGGGCAGGCUGAAAGCCCGGCUACUUGA
This is a messenger RNA of Penicilliopsis zonata CBS 506.65, 1656 nucleotides long. RefSeq lists its product as hypothetical. Gene Ontology annotation, molecular function: ATP binding; ATP hydrolysis activity. The transcript has a single exon. The record is from RefSeq and is a predicted model, not a curated record. Gene Ontology annotation, biological process: mitochondrial respiratory chain complex III assembly; protein insertion into mitochondrial inner membrane from matrix. Bases 1 to 1656 code for a protein of 551 amino acids. NCBI's taxonomy places the organism in Eukaryota, Fungi, Ascomycota, Eurotiomycetes, Eurotiales, Aspergillaceae. Gene Ontology annotation, cellular component: mitochondrial inner membrane.